AUGGACCCAAUCAAAGUGGCCAACAUCAUGGACUGGCCAAUACCAACUAAAGUCAAAGAAGUCCAAUUAUUUUUAGGAUUCUACAACUUCUAUCACAGAUUUAUCAGGGACUACUUAAAAAUAGCAAGGCUGUCAGAAGUCUGCACGAUAAUCCUCAGCAUAUGA
Heterobasidion irregulare TC 32-1 is the source of this 165-nucleotide messenger RNA. RefSeq lists its product as uncharacterized. Bases 1 to 165 code for a protein of 54 amino acids. The record is from RefSeq and is a predicted model, not a curated record. The transcript has a single exon. Lineage: Eukaryota; Fungi; Basidiomycota; Agaricomycetes; Russulales; Bondarzewiaceae.